Molecule: messenger RNA, 2792 nt
Organism: Struthio camelus australis
Lineage: Eukaryota; Metazoa; Chordata; Aves; Struthioniformes; Struthionidae
Source: RefSeq, a predicted model, not a curated record
ACACCACUGUGCAUCAGCCCUGAGCCAGAAGGUACUGGGAAUAUGAGCAGUUGUAUUCAGUUCAUUUUGUCCCAGAGUGUCCCAGUCAAACCACUGAUAAUAAUGUUAAUUGUGACUCCAGAUAACUGAGUGCCUUUACAUGUUUGGUGGGACUCAAUUGGAUGCAGAUUGUGAUCUUGACCUCAAGUGUGAGUUUCUUAUACUCACACUUAUAAAAGUGAUACAGUUGGGUAUUUAUGAACUGUAGCUUAAAGCCUUUAUUUAUUUAUUUAUUUUUUAGUUGCAGAUUGAAAUAUCAUGGACAGAAAAUAGUUUGAGUGAUGUCUUUUCACUAGUGUUUCUCUGGCAUUUCAAUUCUAACAUGGAUAAGUGUAAGCACGUAGGGCGUCUGCGCCUGGCCCAAGAUCAUUCCAUUCUGAAUCCUCAGAAAUGGCAUUGCAUGGACUGCAAUACUACCGAAUCUGUGUGGGCAUGCCUCAGUUGCUCGCACGUGGCAUGUGGAAGAUAUAUUGAAGAGCACGCACUAAAGCACUUUCAGGAGACGGGUCACCCGGUGGCAUUGGAAGUAAAUGAACUGUAUGUUUUCUGUUAUCUCUGUGAUGAUUAUGUUCUUAAUGAUAAUGCAACUGGUGACUUAAAACUGUUGCGAAGCACAUUAAGUGCAAUCAAGAGUCAAAACUAUGAGUGCACGACUCGUAGCGGGAGGACUUUGCGUUCUAUGGGUGCAAGUGAUGAUUCUUACCUUUCACAUGAUGGUGCCCAAGCCUUGCUUCGGAAAGAGGACCGCAUGUUCACAGCGCUCUGGCACAGAAGGCGUGCGUUCAUGGGCAAAAUAUUCAGAGCAUGGCUUGGGUUGACGCCUAGUGGAAAAAAGAUUUUGGAAGAAGAAAAGCGUUGGGAAAAAGCAGAGAAAAAAAGGGACAAAGCUAGGAAGAGAAGGCAGGAGCGGAAGCGUCAGUUAAAAGCAGAGAUGGAAAAGAUGCCUCCAAGAAAGAGUCGUCGUUUACAAAAUCAAAGGGGAAUGUUCUCAAAAACAGCACCCUGCACACCAGAAGCAUCCCAGAAUGUGGAAUCAGUGGCAGAGUUGAAAGAAAUGUAUACCUCAGAUGAUGUAAGAUUGAAAAAAAUAAGUGACUCUCCAAUUAAACGGAGGCCCACAGUGACUCCUGGCGUAACAGGAUUGAGAAACCUGGGAAAUACAUGCUAUAUGAAUUCUAUCCUGCAGGUAUUAAGUCACUUACAUGUUUUCCGUGAAUGCUUUUUAAAGCUUGAUCUCAGGCAAACUCAGGAACUGCUGGCAACAGCAGCCAGCGGUAAAACAAGAUCUUCGUCUAAACACCCUUCAGUUACUACUGCCUCAGCAUUACAUGUGAAUGACAACCAAGAGAAUGUAAAGGGAUCGUCAUCUUCUGUGAGGCGACCUAGUUUAUCUUCUGGAUUAAGUGGAGGAGCAUCAAAAAGUAGAAGUAUGGAACUUAUUCAGCCCAGGGAGCCAAGUUCAGAGCAUGUUUCUCUUUGUCAUGAGCUGCAUACCCUGUUCCAAGUUAUGUGGUCUGGCAAGUGGGCGCUGGUGUCUCCUUUUGCUAUGCUCCAUUCUGUGUGGAGACUAAUUCCGGCCUUCAGAGGAUAUGCCCAACAGGAUGCUCAGGAAUUCCUCUGUGAACUUUUAGAUAAAGUACAGCAGGAACUGGAGACCGCAGGGACCAGGUACCCAGCUCUCAUCCCUGCUUCUCAAAGGAAACUUAUAAAACAGGUUUUGAAUGUGGUUAACACCAUUUUUCAUGGACAGCUCCUAAGUCAGGUUACGUGCCUUGCCUGUGACAAUAAAUCAAAUACUGUAGAACCAUUCUGGGACCUGUCACUGGAGUUUCCUGAGAGAUAUCACUGCAAUGGCAAGGAGAUGGCGUCUCAACAUCCAUGUUUGCUGACAGAGAUGCUGGCCAAGUUUACAGAGACUGAAGCUUUGGAAGGGAAGAUAUAUGCAUGUGAUCAGUGCAACACAAAACGCAGGAAGUUUUCUUCUAAACCAGUUAUACUCACAGAAGCUCAGAAGCAGCUUAUGGUGUGUCGACUACCUCAGGUUCUCAGAUUACACCUUAAACGGUUUAGGUGGUCAGGACGCAAUCAUCGUGAAAAGAUUGGUGUACACGUUACUUUUGAUCAAAUGCUGAACAUGGAACCCUAUUGCUGCCGAGAAUCUCUCAAGUGUCUCUUACCUGACUGCUUUAUCUAUGACUUGUCUGCUGUAGUAAUGCAUCACGGGAAAGGAUUUGGCUCAGGGCACUACACUGCCUACUGCUACAAUUCAGAAGGAGGAUUUUGGGUACACUGCAAUGAUUCCAAACUCAACAUGUGCACUAUUGAAGAAGUAUGCAAGGCUCAAGCCUACAUUUUGUUUUACAGCCAGCGACUCACUCAGGCAAAUGGACAGGGUAAAAUAUCAUGUCCCAGCACAGCUGAAACUCAGCAGCGCACAGAAUUAGCCGACUGUUCCACAGACAACAGUAGCAGCUAAUCCAAAGCCGAUUUACUGUGUAUGGUAAACGUUUGAAUUGUCAUAACUAUCUAUUUUUAAAUGAAAUGCAAGUACAGUAUUGUACUUUUUUUACUUUGAAUCUGUGUACAAUAUCUGUAUACUUUUAUAUUAGCUAAAGUACUCCUUACAAUUGUUAGUAAAAAUUUUUAUUGACAGUAAGUAACUUUAUAAGUUCCUAGAAUUUCAAUACAGCUAUUUUUUUAAAGAAAAAGAUUGCCAUUUGCAUUUAACUCUUACCUCAGGCUGUUUUUUAAGC